AUGGACCAGAGAUUUACUUCACCGGCCCUAGUGAUUUGCAGCAUCUCUAGACAAGCCGCUAUAUUUAAUUUCGGCUGGAGACAUAUCGGGAAUGGAGUGAAACGGAGGGUAUGGCUUACCUGUGGGAGAAAUGGUGUGCGGGUGCAAAAUCUUACCCUUAUUGGUCGGCGUGAUCAUAGCCAUCACCGCGUAUUCUAA
Cetraspora pellucida is the source of this 198-nucleotide messenger RNA. Lineage: Eukaryota; Fungi; Glomeromycota; Glomeromycetes; Diversisporales; Gigasporaceae. The record is from the annotation of a GenBank genome assembly.